This is a messenger RNA of Leptopilina boulardi, 4162 nucleotides long. Its product is annotated as vesicle-fusing ATPase 1-like. Gene Ontology annotation, biological process: Golgi to plasma membrane protein transport; intra-Golgi vesicle-mediated transport; SNARE complex disassembly. Gene Ontology annotation, molecular function: ATP hydrolysis activity; ATP binding. Bases 93 to 2324 code for a protein of 743 amino acids. NCBI's taxonomy places the organism in Eukaryota, Metazoa, Arthropoda, Insecta, Hymenoptera, Figitidae. The record is from RefSeq and is a predicted model, not a curated record. Gene Ontology annotation, cellular component: Golgi stack. The transcript has 10 exons.
AGACAAAUUUUCUCAGUUUGACAGGUUUGUUUCCUGCAUUGCAGGUUUCAUAUCGUACAGGGGCCUGUAUUAUUACAAUUGUUGUCAUAAACAUGUCAGGAUACAGAAUGAGAGCCAACAAGUGCCCUACGGACGAGCUCAGCCUCUCCAAUUGUGCUGUUAUUAAUCGUUCUGACUUUCCGGACGAUGUCAGACAUAUUGAGGUGACAACUGGACCGAAUCAACAUUUUAUUUUCACUGUCAAAUCAUAUGAGAAUAUGCCACGUGGGAAUGUUGGUUUUAGUUUACCUCAACGAAAAUGGGCAACACUGUCGUUAAAUCAAGAAAUCGAAGUACGACCUCAUUAUUUUGAUCCGACUUCAAGCUCAGAAUGUCUAUGCACAAUUGUCCUUGAGGCUGAUUUUCUUCAGAAAAAGACAACAACUCUCGAGCCAUACGACACUGAGCAAAUGGCAAAGGAAUUUUUAUUGCAAUUUUCAGGUCAAGCAUUCACUGUUGGACAACAAUUGGCAUUUCAAUUUUUAGAUAAAAAAAUGUUGGGGCUUGUUGUAAAAAGUUUAGAGGCUGCCGAUUUACAAGCAAUAAGCACGGGACAAGAGACAAAACCAAAAAAAACAAGAAUGGGUCGUUGUUUAGGUGAUUCUGUGAUACAAUUUGAAAAAGCUGAUAAUUCUAGUCUUAAUUUAAUUGGCAAGGCAAAAGGACAAAUGGUACGUCAAUCAAUUAUAAAUCCAGAUUGGGAUUUUCAAAAAAUGGGUAUUGGCGGUUUAGAUAAAGAAGUGAGCGCCAUUUUUCGUCGUGCAUUUGCAUCACGUGUAUUUCCACCUGAAGUUGUAACGCAAUUAGGCUGUAAACAUGUGAAGGGAAUUUUACUUUAUGGUCCACCGGGAACUGGUAAAACAUUAAUGGCACGACAAAUUGGUAAUAUGUUAAAUGCAAGAGAACCAAAAAUUGUUAAUGGUCCACAAAUUUUGGAUAAAUAUGUUGGCGAAAGUGAAGCCAAUAUACGACGAUUAUUUGCCGAUGCCGAGGAGGAAGAAAAGAGGCUAGGUCCAAACAGUGGAUUACAUAUAAUUAUUUUCGAUGAAAUCGACGCUAUUUGCAAAGCAAGAGGAAGUGUCGCGGGAAAUACUGGCGUUCACGAUACGGUUGUUAAUCAAUUACUUUCAAAAAUUGACGGUGUCGAUCAAUUAAAUAAUAUUCUCGUUAUUGGAAUGACAAAUCGUCGUGAUAUGAUUGACGAGGCUUUACUUCGACCAGGAAGAUUGGAGGUACAAAUGGAAAUUAGUUUACCUGACGAACAUGGUAGACAUCAAAUUUUGAAUAUUCACACAAGUAAAAUGCGUGAUUAUAAAAAAAUUUCCAACGAUGUUGAUCUAACGGAACUUGCAACAUUGACGAAAAAUUUCAGUGGCGCAGAAUUGGAGGGUUUAGUUAGAGCAGCACAAAGUACAGCUAUGAAUAGAUUGAUUAAAGCUGCGAGUAAAGUUGAAGUUGAUCCUUCGGCAAUGGAAAAGUUUUGCGUUAAUAGGACAGAUUUUCUUCAUGCAUUGGAAAAUGAUGUCAAACCAGCUUUUGGUACAAAUGCAGAAAUGUUGGAAUCACUUUUAUUGAGAGGAAUUAUCAAUUGGGGUAGGCCAGUUUCUGAUAUUUUGGCUGAUGGAAAUUUAUAUAUUCAAGAAACAAAGAACGCUGAGGAUUCGGGUCUUGUUACUAUUUUAUUGGAAGGUCCGCCAAAUAGUGGAAAAACUGCUCUCGCCGCUCAAAUUGCAAAGAAUUCUGAUUUUCCAUUUAUUAAAGUUUGUCAACCACAGGAAAUGGUUGGAUUUACCGAAACUGCCAAGUGUUUGCAAAUACGAAAGAUAUUCGACGAUGCUUAUCGCUCACAGCUUAGUUGUAUUUUGGUCGAUAAUAUUGAACGUUUAUUAGAUUACGGUGCAAUUGGUCCGCGUUAUUCGAACAUUACUCUUCAGGCUUUAUUAGUUUUGUUGAAGGCAAAUCCUCCUCGGGGUCGGAAACUUCUUAUCCUUUGCACCACUAGUCGAAGACAAGUUUUGGACGAUAUGGAAAUGUUGUCAGCGUUUAGGAAAAUUCUUCAUGUACCAAAUUUGUCGACUCCUGAUCAUCUUCUUUCAGUUCUCGAAGAGGUUGACGUAUUCUCGAAACAGGAAAUUGCAUCGCUUCAAAAGAAAUUACACGGCAAGCGUGUCUUUAUUGGUAUCAAGAAAUUAUUGGGUGUAAUUGAUAUGGCACGACAAGUGGAACCAAAUUAUCGAGUUUCAAAAUUCCUACUCGAAUUGGAGGAAGAGGGACAUUUAGAGUAACAUCCCAUUGGAUGCAAUAAUUUUCUUUCCUAUUUUCGCUGCAAUUAAAUUCUCUAGUUACUAAAAAAAAAAAGAGAGACAUACAGUAUAUAUUAUAAUAAGUAAGAAAAGUACAAUGCUGAUAUAAUGAUCACGAAAAUUUAGAAAAUAUACACAAUUUGAAAAUCAUAUCUGCAAAAAAAUAUAUAAUAUAAAUAAUUAUUAAUUAUUAAUUAAAAAAUUGGUUUCUUGAAAGGAAUUUUGGACACAAAGUAUAUUUCUGUAAAUGAACACCGAACAUGAACAUUUUAAUAAUGGGUAAUUUUCUGCAAUUUUGCAGAGAUUUAAUGAAAGUACGAAUGAACAUUUAAGAUUUUCUUGUCGGGUUUAAUUUUUAAAAUUUUAAUUAAUUUUUUUUUUUGAAAUUUUCUUCAUUCGUACUAGAAAAAAAAUGACCACUGUUCGAACUACGGUACUAAAAUUUAGCAGUGCACUUGCCACACACAUAGGUAGUGCUCUGAGAUAUAAUAUAUUAUAUAAAUUCGCAAAAUCAUUAUUGAUAUAAGAAGAAAAUAAUUCUCAUCUUCGAAAAAUACGUAUCAAUAGUGAAUUUGACGAAAAUUUUGCGAGCGUCAACGAACAUUUCGUUUCUUUAGACAAAGUGAAUUUACUAGGGAUUCAAAAUGUACAAAAUGUAAGCUUAAAUCACUUUUAAAAAAUCAUUCAGAAAAAAGAACCUAAAAUUAUUUUAGCAUGUAAAAUUAUUUUUUUUUAUUUAUAUUUAUUUAUUGUGCCAUAGUUUACUAUUAAUUUGAAUUAGCAUCUAAUUUUUAAAUAGAGGAUUAUAAUUUUUUUUUUUUUCAGUACUUAUUUUUAUUUAUAACGAAAACGAAAUUAAUUUAAAUUUUCGAAUAUUUUAAUUAGUUUUUAAUUCUUAGAAUGCUAGAUUUUUAUGACUCCCGUAUUGAUUAUAAAUACAUGUACAGUGUUAAUUAACAAAGCUUAAAAAAAAAAAUGAAAAUUCUUCGUGGAUAAAUAAUCUUAAAAAUAUUGAUAUUAGUAUAUUGCACUUUAAUAGACUCAGUUUUGUGAAGAAAACAAAAUAUAUAUAUACCUAUGCGUGUAUUUAAUAUUAUUAUUUAUUUUAAGAUAAAUCAUCUGCGAUUCGAAAAAUUUGAAAAUGAUUUUCAAUUUUUUUUUUUGAAAAGACACAGAUGAAGUAUUCUUUAAAAAAAAACCUCGAAGAAAAUGGCAGGCCAUUCUUCGAAAUCUAUUUAUUUGGUAGAAAUGUAUUCAGAAUAUUCUUAAAUAUAAUGAAACUGAAUAUAUUAUUAGGGUCUUCCGGCUCAAAUGCAUCAAUUUAGUAAAUUAAUACCUAAUAUUAAUAAUAAUAAUAAUAAUAAUUGUAAAUUAAUUAAUUCAUACUAGUGUUGAUUAUACGAUUCAUUUGAAUCUGGAGACUCUUCCAAAAUUCCAGUAUUUAAAAACUGGAAUACUUUUAGUUACUUAAUAGAAAAUUUGUAAUUAAUUUCGAGUUACAUUUUACGUGAAAUUUCAUUUAAUUAAAAAAAAAUAUAUAUAUAGUGAAAAAACAAUUGUAUAUUGUAGUAUUAUCAAUUCAUUCCAAUUGUUAUCAACGUUUGUAAAUAUAUAUGCUUUAUAAAAUUAAAAUCUGCAAAUGUAAUCGACGAUAUAUUGUCUUCGCAAAUACCAGCAGAAUUUUUUUUUUUUAAAUUCAGAAAUUUUAUAUAUUCUUCUGAUUAUACAAAAAAAAAAAUUUACUAUUUUUGAAAAAUUGAAUAGUAAAUUUUUAUCUAUUUUACAGACUGAGACGAAUAUUUGCAAAAAAAAAAAGACAA